AAUCGAGCGAGGAAGCACGUCAGUCUGAAAAGUGAGGUUGUGGCAUUAUGGAAAUCGGCUCUGGAGAUCCUGAGCGAGGGUUGUCUAAAGCUGAUACAGUACAUGAGGCAUUCGUUCUUUUGCAGAGCUACCAAGCCGCUAUACCUGAAUUUAGAAGACAGUUGGAGAAGGUGAGACUGACCGGUCGCCGAGUUGAUCUCCUACUACGAGCUGGUAACUUUGAAUACGACUAAGGUUCUGAAUGCUUGGCUGCCACAAAUUAUUACACAGACCCUUUCAUUUAUUUAAGGUGGGAAUAAUGUUCUUUAAAACCUGCUGCUCCUUUCCGUUGUCUCUUCCUCUUCUUCACUUUUGUCUACACUCAGUUUUCGUUGUCUCAUCCAUUCGUCCCAUAACCUCCACACUAUUUGCCUAUACCUUUUUUCUUCUUUUAAAAAAAGAGAGAGUUAACAAUAGUCGUUGUUCUCACAUUUUCAUAAUGGAUGUCUUCAGACCCCAGAUGAUAUCCUAGUUUCGCAUGCUGUAAUGGAUGAGAUGGAUGAGGAUAAUGACUGAAGUGAGCUUUUUUAUUUUAUUUUAUUUUUUUUUCAAGCGGCGAAUUUGAUUGCCCGUUGUGCCUUUGAUGUGCAUAAAUAGGAUA
Messenger RNA from Lobosporangium transversale, 640 nucleotides. RefSeq lists its product as hypothetical. The record is from RefSeq and is a predicted model, not a curated record. The transcript has a single exon. The coding region runs from base 242 to 511 and encodes 89 amino acids. NCBI's taxonomy places the organism in Eukaryota, Fungi, Mortierellomycota, Mortierellomycetes, Mortierellales, Mortierellaceae.